Messenger RNA from Torulaspora delbrueckii, 1551 nucleotides. RefSeq names its product Atg22p (gene ATG22). Bases 1 to 1551 code for a protein of 516 amino acids. The transcript has a single exon. Gene Ontology annotation, biological process: amino acid transmembrane export from vacuole. The record is from RefSeq and is a predicted model, not a curated record. NCBI's taxonomy places the organism in Eukaryota, Fungi, Ascomycota, Saccharomycetes, Saccharomycetales, Saccharomycetaceae.
AUGACCUAUGGCUCCUUGCCUGAAAAUAUGAACUCUGCUGGGGAGUCGUUUGAAACCUUUACGCUGGUUCGUAAAGCUAAGAAUAAUAUUAAAGGAUGGUACUUUUACUCUGUUGCUAGUGAGCCAUUUGCCGUCUCAGCUGUGGCUACAUAUAUUCCACUCUUACUGGAACAAUUUGCGAGGAUAAAUGGUGUGUCAGUUGAUGAUCAUUCGAUCAAAUGCACUUCUAAACAUGAUAAAUGUGUGCUGGGCCUGUUUAACAACUCCGUUUACAUCGAUACAUCCAGUUUCGCCUUAUACACAUUUUCAAUCAGUGUUUUAUUUCAGACGUUGUUGGUUAUAACGGUAUCUGGCUUAGUAGACGUCUGGAAGACUGUUGAAUUUAAGCGUAGAGUACUGAUCUUUUUUGGAGUUAUUGGAUCUUUAUCCUUAAUCUUAAUUUCCCAAUUAGAAGUCGAUCAGUUCUAUGCACUUCCGUUUUUGUGCAUUGUCGCUAACUCUAGUUAUGGGGUUGUCAAUGUCGUUGGUAAUUCGCUGCUUCCCGUUUUCGUCUCUGACCUUAUUAGAGUUGAUCCAGUUCAAGCACAUAUUGACGUUGAUACCUUAACGAGUUCUGUAAGCGGGGCAGGAGCAAGUUCGGGUUAUUUUAGUGCUCUUGUAGUCCAAAUCAUUUCUAUUGGGCUUGUCAAAAAGAGUAAAUCGCAUGAUAACAUCCAGUGGGCGACAUUAUUCGUGGGAAUUUGGUGGAUUGUUUGGCAAUCUCCGAUAGCGUGGCUGCUACAAGACAUAGGUCCAACUACUACCGGACAGGUUUUGAGACCUGUAAGAGGAGAAGAAUCUGCGUUCAAAUUACAAUAUUUGAAGUAUGGUUGGUAUUCGUUGUUCAAGGCAUUGAAGCAUGCGAGACUACUGAGAGAUGUUGUGAUCUUUCUAGUAUCUUGGUUCAUCAUCAGUGACUCUUUAACUACCAUUAACUCAACUGCAAUUUUGUUUUCAAAAACAGAAUUGAAAAUGAGCACCUUGAGUUUGAUCAUAAUUAGUAUAUUGACCAUGCUCAACGCUAUUUUGGGGGCUUACUUUAUUCCACAUUAUGUCUCACCAAAACUCAAAUGGUCGGCACAAUAUACUUUGAUUUAUAUCAUCUGUUGGGCAAGUGUCAUUCCGCUAUAUGGUAUGCUAGGCUUUUAUUUCGAGAAUAUCGGUCUGAAGCACCAAUUUGAAAUGUAUAUUAUGGCUGUGUGGUAUGGUAUUUCACUUGGGGGUUUAUCAGCAGUUUCACGUUCAGUCUUCAGUCAGAUCAUUCCUAAAGGGAGAGAGUCUACUUUUUUCAGUCUCUUUAGCAUUACAGACAAAGGUUCAUCUAUUGUUGGUCCCGUUUUGGUUGGAUUUCUCACUGAUAAAACACACAAUAUCAGAUACUCGUUUUACCUUUUAUUCGCGCUUCUAAUGUUUUCCUUACCAGUACUGAGCAUGCUAGACCUUGCUCGAGGUAAGCGUGAAGCUGAAGAGCUGGGUCGCAUUGAGUCUUUGAAUGGAGAAGAAACUCUUUAG